Molecule: messenger RNA, 2139 nt
Organism: Larimichthys crocea (large yellow croaker)
Lineage: Eukaryota; Metazoa; Chordata; Actinopteri; Sciaenidae
Gene: ecm1b
Product: extracellular matrix protein 1b
Exons: 11
Coding region: 250-1755 (501 amino acids)
Biological process (GO): regulation of bone mineralization; signal transduction
Cellular component (GO): extracellular region
Source: RefSeq, a predicted model, not a curated record
UCCCUCUUUUCCUUACUCCGCCUCAUCCUUUCCUCCCUUUAACACCCCGAAACUCCACAACAGCCAUAAAAACUGUUUGCUGCCGGCUCUGGGUUUAAUUUGCUCUCUCAGACGGACAGCACUGCAGCUCCUGUUGGACCAAUUAACGGGCCCGUCUGUGCGCUGCCCCGCUGAGCGUGUUUUCCUGGGCGGCCUCUGCAGCUCACUCUGCCAGGACAGACAGUACAGGAGAACUAUAUCAAGUUUAAAAUGGGGUCGUCUCGGGCUCUUGCCUGCUCCAUCGCUUUUGUGUUGAUUUUACUGAGCUCAGCAUCCAAGGAUGAACAAGUCCCUGAGCAGCGUGAUGUCACCUUUGACUUUGACAAAAUCAUGCAAGAGAUACAAGACCCAGAUUUAUUCAUGCAGAAAGAGGUGGACUUGUCAGAUAUCUUGGAUCCCAAGGAGUUCCCCGCAGUGCAGAUGAUGUCUCCUGCACAACAGUACGAUACCAUGAGUGAGACAGGGAGUUACACACCAGUCCUGAAACCUAGAGGACGUCAACGUUUCAGUCCCCGUUCUUUUGGUGGUCCUCCACAGGAGUAUCCUGUUCAGUUCCCCCUUGCCCGGCCAUCCUCUGACAAUCUCCAAGCAAUCUGUCUCAAUGGAGAUCGUCGGCCCCGCUACCCACAAUCUUACUUUCCUCCCUCAUAUUUUAGCAAGCAGAGACGAGAGGGCAGUGCUGUCAAUGAAGCAGAGUCUUGGUUUAGUACAUGCUGCAAAGGGAAUGAGACGUGGGGGUUAGAAGCGACGCUGUGUUGUGCUACACAGGCGUGGGAGUUGUCGGUCCAUAACUUCUGUGAGGCGGACGCAUCAGUGAAGGAUCGUCUUUAUGAGUGCUGCAGAAAAAGAGACAAUGCCAGGCUAAACUGCUUCCACAACGAUUCUCCAAAUCCAAACUAUGAAGCAACAGAGGAGCUGCCGGUGCCACCGCUUCCCAAUAUUUCCACCUUCAGCUUUGACCCCAGCACCUGCCAGAGGACAGUGGUGACUCCGUCUAAUAUCAGAGGAUACAGAAGAAGGCAGAACCCAACUACUUCCAAAAAAAUUGACAUCAACUUUCCCCUUGGACGACCCACAGCUGACACUAUUGAAUCACUGUGCAGCAACCAGAAGCUUCGUCCCCUCUAUACUGUCAAGUGCCUGCCUGGUUCAGGCUAUGAAGGGCUGGGUCGUCAGGCAAAGACCAUUAAUCGUAUAGAAAAGGGAUUCAAACAGUGCUGCAAAAAGAAGCAGGGUGUGCUCGACUGUGCAGAGCAAAAGUGGCAGGCAGAGCUCAAUAGGUUUUGCACGGUUGAGCUCGCUCAACAGGGGGAUUUCCAAUGUUGUUCCAUGUUUGAUGAGGAUCGAUACAACUGUUUCCAAAACACUUCUCCUCAUCCACACUAUAAUGUGACUUCCGACACUGAAGAGCUCUCACUUAACAAAAUAUGUGACACUCACAAGAUCAUCAAGAAGAAGUUCUCUGUUGGUUUGCCUGUGAAGGCCUUUGUGAAUCAAUGCUGCCCCCUGUCUGAACAAGAGAAGACCAGUUGUUUGACGCAAAGGGUUAGGGAAACGUCAGAGAAGCUUUGUUUAUCAAAGAAGGCUUCUGCUCCAGCUUUCCGCCGCUGUUGCAAGUCACGAGAGACUCCACAGUGUCUCUCCAAAAUUCUCAUGGAUGCUGUCACCAAAGCAAGCAAUGUCCAAAAGAAGAAGAAAAAGUGCCCUCUUUCCUAAACUGUUAUGAGCUUUUGCUGCUGACCCUACUGGCACUGGGCCAUUCAGGGAAAGGGCAAACUAGCAGCAGAAGUGACCUCCAGUCACUGAACAAUUGUUCCGGGCACAAAUCCUACUAAAAUCUUGACCAAAUUCUAGCUUCAUCUACUGCCAGUGUUAUUUGCAUAUUUUCAGUUGAGAUCACGUUGUCACAAGAAUACUUUUAUAAUGGAACAAAAAUAUUGUUAAAUGCUUAGUUUGUAAAACAGACUGUUGUCUGUCACUGUACCACUAUUUGUUAUAAGCUGCUCUCUACAUAGUUGAUUUUUUUUAAAUUUCUUUGGAGCUGCAAGAUCAUUUAUCUUCUUUUUAUAUGGGUUUGUAGUUAAGAUCAUAUCUACAUCA